Molecule: messenger RNA, 1230 nt
Organism: Aegilops tauschii subsp. strangulata
Lineage: Eukaryota; Viridiplantae; Streptophyta; Magnoliopsida; Poales; Poaceae
Molecular function (GO): protein binding
Source: RefSeq, a predicted model, not a curated record
AUGCCGCCGCCGCCGCCGCCGGUACUAUCGCUGCCCGACGAGCUCAUCGAGGAGGUCUUCUUCCGCCUCCCGCCGGACGAGCCCGAGCACCUCGCGCGCGCCUCCCUCGCCUGCAAGCUCUGGCUCGGCCUCCUCACCGGACCUACCUUCCGUCGUCGCUACCGCGACUUCCAUGGAGCUCCCCCCAUGAUGGGCUUCCUUUAUUCCUGGCGGCUAUUCUCCCGCCAACGGUCGGAGGACCCCCUCGUCCCACAGUUCUUACCCACCACGAAAUUUGGCGCGCGCAUUCCGGAUGACGGCUGGGGGGACUCCAAGUGCGCUGUGUUGGACUGCCGCCAUGGUCGCGUUCUCCUUGGGGACUAUGAUGAACACAUGCCGCUCCUUGUUUGGGACCCCAUGACAGGCUGCCGGACUAAGCUGGAAUCACCCCAAAGAUACAAUAUGCCCUCGACCACUGAGCUCGGUGGAGCCGCCGUGCUCUGUGCCGUGACAGGAUGUGACCACCGCGCGUGCCAUCAGGGCCCCUUCCGGGUUGUCUUCUUCGGCAUGAGCACGCAUGAUGGUGAUCAUUGUACUAUACACGUGUCGGUGUCCUCCCCGGAGACGGGUGAGUGGAGCGAGCCGUGCCCUGGUCUUGAUCUUGGCAUUGAUUCAUUCAUGGUGCCAGUGCCCCCGGUCGUCAUCCAAGACGCACUUUACUUUAUCCAUAAUAUUCCUAAUCUCAGAGUAGGAAUUCUCAAAUACGACAUGGGCUCUAAUUGCUUAUCGCAGAUUGAUGCGCCACGGGCAUGGGCUGUCAGUGACGACGCCACUAUCCUCAUGGCUAUGAAGGACGAUAGUUUGGGUUUUGCACAAGUGAAUAGGUUAACCCUCUACCUAUGGUCAAGGAAGAUGGGUUUUGAUGGACUUGCUUCAUGGACAAAGCAUAGAGUCAUCAAUCUCAAGAACCUUCUCCCCAUCCAAAAUCCUGAUAAAAGACUUAGACUGGUUGGAUCUGUGGAGGGCAGGGAUAUUGUUUUCGUGACCACAGAACUUGGUAUCUAUGAGAUUGAUCUUAAGUCGCUACAGUGGAAGAAGCUAUGGAAGAGAGAAAAAUUCCUUAGAUUGAUUCCGUACAUGAGUUUCCACAAUCCACACGUUCUGGACUUCUGGCUGUGUAACAUCUAUGGCACAUAUCGUCUCGCUGUGGCCACUGCUAUGCAGUUCAGAAUACAGGAAAAUGAUAUAUAG